AUGAGCUUCGGGUGGUCAGCCGGGGAUAUCUACCAGCUAAUCGUUGUCUGCCACACCUUGAUAUCUAACUGCAACCUUGGUCCGACCUCUGCGCUCCAGAUAGUACAUGGCCUUCGAGUGGAGAUUCAAGAACUCGAGCGCCUGCUUCAACAGCUUCAGAACCUCGUUCAAGAUGGCGGCGAAACUUCCUGCAUUGACCUGCGCGGUAUCGAGGACACGUUACGAGACUGUCGCACUCACAUACAGAAAUACAACUACCUGCAGCAGGCCUAUGAUAGCCAUCACAAAAACAGCGCAGACCUGGCGACAGCAGAGAGACGGCCGUCCAUUACUUCAAGUGGUGGAGGGCGUGCGAGGGAAUUGUUAAUUUCUAGAUCCAGAAAUGCGGCCAAGGUGGGCGGGGAGCUGGUCAGGCAUGCCACUUGGGGCCACGGGCAGAUCUCUGCUCUCCAGGACCGGGUUGCGCGUCAUAAACAGUCUCUGACACUCUAUCUCACAGUCCUUGAACGGGAACGAAGCAUCCGCAUGGGGAACAGGUUACAGAGUGUGGAACGCAUGGUCCACGAACUUCAUGCCGAAACCAUGCCUCUAACUCGUUCAUACCCUUUACAGCGUGUGGGCUCUAUUCCUAACUCAACGCUUAAUACGUCCAGCGUCAGUCUUGCCGACGGCCCUGCCGCAGAUAACGACCGGUAUCACGUAAUGCUGGACGCUGUGGACCGCCAGCGUCAAUAUGCCAUGCUUCAACGUAGCAUGGCUGAGAGCGGCGAUGAUCAGGAAUGGGAGGCGAUCUGUGAUCAGUUGGAUCAAUUCCAUGAGAGAGUAUUGUAUGUGAUUGAACGGAAGACGAAUUCGAGUGCUCAGCACGGAAAUGGGAGCGAGUAUCGAUCCGGGAGUGAUAAUGACAUAGCGCUGAACAGGGCUCUGUUGAACAAGUUGAAAGGUUCGCACAGAUCUCCUCCUUCCCCUGAGCACCCAUCAUACCGCCGCAAACGUCACGCAGCAUACGAAACCCCUUUAGCAUUAAUCCGGGAUGAAACGGAGACAGAAACCGAGCGCGAAACUGUUCAGACAUCCAUACCUGUUAAUGGUGGAGAGGAGACAGAAGAGUGUCCGGAAGGUCCAAUUCGUCGCACCCUAUCGACUGCCACCUUACCCUCCUACGCACCCUCGGUGUUUUCUAAUUUCACAUUGACAAGCACUGCUGCGACUGAUGACACUGUCGUUACCGCCACACAUGUGGAAGCGCUCGGCGGCCAUAAGCCCACGUACCCAACCUUUGCCUCACAACCACUUUCCUCCAGCCCGUCCACAGUUCAUUCACUUUUUAUUCCACUGUCAACGAGCCCUGGGUCCAUUAAUUCAUACCCUACUCCUAUUAGCCCGAGAUUUACAGAGAAAAAAAAUGGGCCACAUGGCCGUGAUUCCGUAUCCAGCUACGCCAGCACAACACCCAGCGUGGCUAGUGCUGAAAAUGGAAAUGUCCCUUCGCGUAGGAGGAGUUACAGCAACGGGCGUGGUUUCGCCUCUCCCCCAUCACCGGGAAACGUGCCGAGAAGGAACACAGAUGAUUCAGGGCAUCACUCGAGCUGUGGCUGGAAGACAAUCCCGCUUAAUGGGCGGGUAAGGAUCUCAUGGCAAGGCCAUCCAACACCAGUCAGAUGUGUUCUUGCUGCCGGCUACAAGAAUGACGGGAGGAUGUGCGCCAUUCGCGCGAUAGAUCCUGGCGAUACCACUGAAAAGUUACCUACUCUCAGACUAUCCUCUGUAGAUAAGAGGACCAUACCACAUAUCGAACCGCCGGGUAACCGUGACAAAGACCUUGAAGCAGGAGUAAUCUAUUUCAUCAAGGCGCCCAAAACAAAAUAUGGUGAACAUCCACAAUACUACGUCGAGGAUCCAGACGACCUCAUCCACCUCCAAAGUUUGAUAUUCGGGAAACGGCUACUUCUCUCGUUGCUGGUCCAAAAGGUAUCUAGCGUGAACGGAAAGGAGUCAGAUCGCCAGUAUCUACGAAUCUGGGAAGACGCAGAUGGUGACGGAGAUGGUGGAGACAUAUCUAUGAUGUAUUUUGCCUCUGCAAGGGAGCGACCCCGAUAUAUUGAGAUUCACCGAAGCAACGUUGACCCAAAUCCCAAGAAGAGCCAUAAAAACACGGUCCUCGACCUGCAGCUCUUGCAGUCGGCUCAAAAUCUACGGAUAGCCUUCUUGUCUCCGUCAGACCUGCAGCUAUUUACCGAAACGCUUUUUAAACACGAGCGACCCCCUGCUUUGCAAAUCCCCCGUGUGCCUUCGCUGUUCGCUGAUGGGUCAACUUCUCUACCCUGGGCUUGUCCCUAG
Molecule: messenger RNA, 2340 nt
Organism: Microsporum canis CBS 113480
Lineage: Eukaryota; Fungi; Ascomycota; Eurotiomycetes; Onygenales; Arthrodermataceae
Exons: 7
Coding region: 1-2340 (779 amino acids)
Source: RefSeq, a predicted model, not a curated record